Molecule: messenger RNA, 575 nt
Organism: Daldinia decipiens
Lineage: Eukaryota; Fungi; Ascomycota; Sordariomycetes; Xylariales; Hypoxylaceae
Product: 60S ribosomal protein L32
Exons: 5
Coding region: 127-522 (131 amino acids)
Biological process (GO): translation
Cellular component (GO): ribosome; cytosolic large ribosomal subunit
Molecular function (GO): structural constituent of ribosome
Source: RefSeq, a predicted model, not a curated record
CGGCUAUUGUGCCCAUUGGAAACUUUCGGUCCCUCUACACGUAACGUACCUCAAUUUUUGCGGUAGAGACCAGCAGCCCAUCACCAUACACCCACCCAUCUCGACACCUACAGGAAAUCAGUCAAGAUGGUUGCCGCCAAGAAGCACGUCCCGAUCGUCAAGAAGCGAACCAAGACCUUCAACCGCCACCAGAGCGAUCGGUUCAAGUGUCUUUCCUCCAAAUGGCGCAAGCCUAAGGGUAUUGACAACCGAGUCCGACGACGAUUCCGUGGCAACACUGCCAUGCCCUCGAUCGGUUUCGGCUCCAACAAGAAGACCCGUCACCUCACACCCUCCGGCCACAAGGCCUUCCUCGUCAACAACAUCAAGGAUGUUGAGCUUCUCCUGAUGCACAACCGUACCUACGCCGCAGAGAUCGCCCACAACGUCUCGUCGAGAAAGCGAGUCGAUAUCAUUGCCCGAGCGAAGCAAUUAGGUGUCAAGGUCACCAACGCCAAGGCCAAGGUCACCACGGAAAUUUAAGGCGCUGGCGGCUGAUGAGGAUGACUAUGGAAUUGGGGUCCGGUUUCUCGUUU